GACCAACGUUGGCGCCGGCUAGCCGGAAGAGCCAAGGAAAGCCGUCCGCAGCCAGCAGCCAUCAGCCAUGCCAUCUUCAAAAGAGUGGUUGAGUUGCGUCGCGGGGAUGUGUUGUGAUGUUCAGUGAACGUUGUUCACAGCGCCUGAGCUGACAGCUCGCAGCACCAGGCGAAGACUCCCUUGGUGGCAGACUUGAAUGUUGCGGUUGCAGGAGAGGAGCCUAGUAACAGCCGACAAGAUGGUUCCGCCCGUCGGUGAAUCCGACGCCGCAGCGCCGAGUCCCGUGCCCGUACGGACACAUCGGUUUCGCGACUACCUAUCAGUGGCGAUUCUAUUCUACAUUAACCUCAUUAACUACAUGGACAGAUAUACAAUUGCAGGGGUGCUGGAUGGCGUGAUAACGCACUAUAGCCUCAGCCACUCCAUGGGCGGGCUUCUCCAGACAGUGUUUGUGGUGACAUACAUGGUGGCGGCACCCGUGUUUGGUUACCUGGGCGACCGGUACAGCAGACGCAUCAUCAUGGCCUUGGGGGUGGCGUUUUGGAGUGCCACCACACUGCUAGGGUCCCUGCCACCCCAGCAAUUUGGGUGGUUUGCAGUGCUGCGUGCCCUGGUGGGCGUUGGGGAGGCCAGCUACUCCACAGUGGCCCCCACGGUGAUUGGGGACCUCUUUGCGGGCCCCAUGAGGACCAGGAUGCUGGCAGUCUUCUACUUUGCCAUCCCUGUGGGCAGUGGCCUGGGCUACAUCGUGGGCUCUUCCGUGGCUUCUGCCAUGGGUGCCUGGUACUGGGCACUGAGGGUGACCCCUGCACUGGGGCUGGUGGCGGUGCUGCUCAUUCUGUUUGUGCUGCGCGAGCCCCUAAGGGGGGCCAGCGAUGGGGGCUCGAACCUGGGGCCGUCGUUGCUGCGUCACGACCUGUACUCGCUUGCACGCAAUCGUUCGUACAUCUGGUCGACGUUAGGCUUCACCUGCGUGACCUUUGCCACGGGUGCCAUGUCGUGGUGGGCGCCCACUUACAUGGUGAAUGCCAUCAACCUCUACCUGACGACCGGCACGGCCGACGAAAGGAAGGUGAACACCAUCUUCGGGGGCAUCACGACGCUGGCGGGCAUAGUGGGUGUCACGGUGGGCAGUACCCUGUCGGCGCGGCUGCGCAGGCGCUCGGUGAAGGCGGACGCCCUCAUCUGUGCUGGGGGCAUGGUGACCAGCGUGCCGCUGCUCUUUCUCGGCUCCGUCUUCGCCUACAAGGUGCCAGACGUCACCUGGGUGCUGUUCUUCUUUGGCAUCACCUCUAUUUGCCUGAACUGGUCCAUCGUGGCUGACAUUCUACUGUACACGGUGGUGCCCACGCGACGGGCGACGGGAGCGGCCUUCCAGAUCCUGUGCUCCCACCUGCUUGGGGAUGCAUCCAGCCCAUACAUCGUUGGCUUGCUGUACGACGCCAUCUUGGCGGGCCGCAAGGACGAUUCCUCUCUGCUGUUCAGCCUCCAGUACGCCCUAUACGUCCCCAUCUGCGUUCUGGUGCUGGGCAGCCUCUUCUUCUUCAUCCUCUCAUGGUACAUUGAGGCCGACCGCAACACCUGUGCCCAGGAAACACACGAUUUGAUAUUUGGGUCGUCGUCCCAUGAUGGUGGUGCUGACGAUUGCUCCUGCGUGGUUCCCCUGCUUGGUGGCAGAGUGUUGAGAAGAAAAGAGCGCUUGCAUUAGGGACAUUGCAUAGGGUGCCAGUGUUGUGCUCUCUUGCUUGACUCAGUGCCGUUGCAUGCGGGUUUGUUUUAAAGCAGUAGCCUCAUAGGCCCAACCACACUCAAGGUCAUGUCCUCUUGGUCACAUACUGCCCGUGGCUGAAGUACAAGGCUGUGUAAUUAAGGUUACGUAAUGUCCGUGGCUGAAUGCAAGGUCACGUAAGCACUGGUUGCCUAGGCAACAUUCGCGUAAGCAGCGGUUGCAUAUGCUUGUAAGUGCCGAAAGCUGACCUGACCUGACGUCCUUGAUGUCGCCCUAGAGGCCGUUUUAGACGUCAUCCUCGACGUCAUCUUUGAGGUCGUUCCUGACGUUGUCCUCUAGGGCAUCAUCCUCGACGUUGGCCUAGAUGCCGUCCUUGGCGUCAUCCUAAACGUUGUUCUUGAGGUUGUGUUUCACGUGAUCCUGAGCAUCAUCCUAGAGGUUGUCCUAGAUGUCGUUCUUGAUGUCAUCCUCUAGGACAUCGUCCUGGAUGUGUGUAUGGCAUAUUACAACCAUUUCAUCAUUGUACCAUUUCCUUUCCUAAUUGUUUUCACUAACGGUGUUUCUGUAAAGCUACUGCACUUCAUCGCGUUUGUUGGAAUGAUUGUGCGUGUAAUUUUUGUUUCCAAUGCCAUUGGAGAUUUAGAAUCAUCCAGUCGCAGCAAACUGUUUUGUCCAGCACAGUUUUUCCAUCAUAUAUACUCAAAAGAUAGCUCAUCCCCCCAUGGAGGGAUGGGCUCUGGCGCUCAACCCAAGAAUCCCGGAAAACUUUUUAGUCGGUUUGUUGCUCACUCAGGCACACAUUAGCUUCUAGGCCUGUGUCAAUAAUGAACUUUGAGUUCGAAGCAAAUUUAAAGCAAAUAGUGGUUUUGGCCGAAUAUUUUCAAAUCGAAUAUACUGCACCAUGCUGGAAUGAAAACCGAGCUGAACUUGUGAACUGUUGUUUCAAGGCUUUUACUUGUUCAUUUCUAACCUAAGUUCAUUUCAAUCUAGGUAUAUUUACCAGCUGUGGCCCCAAACUCUCAUGCCUACAUGGAAAUUUGGGGCCACAGUCUAUUGGUGAGAAAUGGCAAGUAAACAACACAUUUGACAUAAAAUUAAACCUAUAGAGAUGCCCAGCUGUACCUAAUCGAGGGGAUUAAUAAAUAUGCUUGCUUUAUGCAAAUAUUUUUUUUUUUUCGGUCACAAAAGUAGCUAGUUUAAUUUGGAAAACUUUACUGCAGUGUAGAUAUCAACAUUCACAAAGUUUCCUUUUCUUUUUAAAUACACCAGAUAUGCACGUGCACCAUCUCACUUUGAAAGCGUGCUUUCCUCCUUAGGAAGUGCCUAAAAUAUUUGUACUUUUCGAACUGUUGAUUGCGGCUUUUAGUCCCGUUGAGAGUGCUUCUUACCAAGCACUGGUGCACUGCGGAGAAGCAAUACCUGCUGAAGCCAGAGCAUAUAUAAAGACAGUUUGGCCAUUCAUUGGGAAGUGUAGGAGGCAAAUGAGGAGGCGGCGUUGGCCGAGGGCCAGUUGGGCGCGUUCCGGGCGCUUUCACAGAUUCGAAUGUGGCCAGCCAGAAGCCGCGAAUAAUACCCUGGCGGUGGCCGCAAGAAACAAACUUAAUAAGUCUGUCAGAGUAACUCUUGGUGACUGAAAAUAUGGUGCACAUGAUUUUUAGAUCACGGUCAUGCAAAAUCAAAUUCUGGGAAAAUGACUGACGUGAUCUCUACGCCAGGUGCUGAGAGUCGGGAAAAUGCCGUUUGUGCGGUCAGACUCCAACCAAGCAGAACAAAGUUUGAGAGGCCCAUUCGAUUCUUACAUCUUUUCGCAUGAUCAUAAUUGAAACAUCACAUGCACUGUAUUUUCAACCAUGAAGAGUUACUCCAUUUAACUCUUAUGCACUUAUUAAAAGUGUUUCUCGCUACCACCUCUAGCGGACUAUUUUCGCCAUCUGGUUGACCAAGAGAGCACAGCAAACCUUCUAUCUUUGUCUUGUGCACGCCCUGGCUCUACCUGGUCCUCCCAUCGACCAAACUCUAUAUACGGCUCUGGCUGAAGCGAGCUCUGCGAGUGCUGGUUCUCUGCAGUGCACCGGUGCUCAGUAAGAAACGCACUUAAUGGGGCUAACCUACUGUGAUCAACACAUUUCAAUAUUGCAGUUUGCCCCAAAGCAAAUAAUGAAUUGCGUAUUAUUCGAAAAUUGGAAUAUUCGCACAACCCUAUUGCCUAGCUGCCAUAAGCCACAUUGCUAACAGAAUUUUAUUUGGAACAAAUUAAAGAUUGUUGUUCAUCACUACAUCUUCUAAAUCAUUGAGGCAGUCGCCACUAACAAAACUCAGACAUAGAUUGGGGAGUACUACAUUGCAGAAUCUCUUAGGACUUGGUUGAUGUGACUGCUAGGUGUAGUCUCUUUUGCUCUUUUUGAAGAGCAGAAAAAUAGGUUGAAAACUCUAUUACGGUAUGUCACCAGCUCGCUCUAUGCAACUCGCCUUUGCAUUGGCCGGGCCUUGUACACGAUUGAAUAGUUUUGCUGUUGCUGCUUCUUAUAUCUCACCCUCUUCCAAGUGAGACUGUUAUGUGCCUGCAUAAUGCGAAUUACAAAUAGCGAGAGUGAUUCGUGCUUUGACCACACCUGGGACCUGUGGGCAUUUGACAUGUAGGUUUGGUACAUACGCUGCUUGUAGGAGUGUUGAAAACUGGGCUAGUUGGUACUGAUUCAUGUUAAUACAGCACACAAAAAACGGCAAAGGAAAACAAACGACAGACAAGGGUUUAUUUUUUUGUUUGUUUUACUUUGUUUUAAAUGCACUGCAUGACUGCAUCUUGUACCACAUAUGCUACUGUGAAAAGUUCGAAAAAUGUUUUCAAUUGCAUCUGAGGGUGUCAGGUUCUGUACGGUAACAAAGAAAGGAAGCUGAGAGUUCCGUCUGAUUUGUUAUAUCGGAGAAAUAUAUUUGCGACUAAUUUUUCUUUUUAUUUCCGAAUCCUUGUAAUGAAAAAAAAAAAAAGAACUUAUUGGCAGAGAAAUAAAAAACAUGUACGUCCACAAUCCGACUUGACAAGGUUGGCACUGGUUUUCGCUGGUGUUAGGCGCUUCCCUGGUUGCAGAAGCCGGUCUCGUUUGGCUCCAUCUGCCUGUAUACAGAUGGUGACCAGUCGACCAGUUGCUGUAAUGGUUUCGCCGCUGCGCUUUUCAGCCAGGCUUGCCGUUCAGUGUUGAUGGGGGGGGACAGGUUGGCAGACUUCUGUGGACGAUAGCUUCACUGGUGUUAUCUGGAGCCAAGCUUUUCCGAAUCCGUCCGCUCUCUGCUCCGAACCUCUUUGUUUUCCCUCCUCCUGCUUUUUCUUCUCUCUCUUUUUUUUAGUAUCCCCCCGAUUUUCUUCCUCUUUUCAUUGCCAUAUUGAUCACAUCAUUACAAUGACCCCC
Molecule: messenger RNA, 5136 nt
Organism: Ixodes scapularis (black-legged tick)
Lineage: Eukaryota; Metazoa; Arthropoda; Arachnida; Ixodida; Ixodidae
Gene: spin
Product: protein spinster homolog 1
Exons: 11
Coding region: 197-1708 (503 amino acids)
Biological process (GO): transmembrane transport
Cellular component (GO): membrane
Molecular function (GO): transmembrane transporter activity
Source: RefSeq, a predicted model, not a curated record